UAAUUACACAGCAUGCUCUUGGUAUCUUGGCGAAGACUCCAUGGAUUUCAUUAAGCCGCCCAUUGUGUUUAUCCACGGGCUGUGGGUGACCCCUCUGUCCUGGGAGUACUGGAUCCUGUUCUUUCGGAAAAGAGGGUUUGAAGUGCACGCCCCUGGUUGGCCAGGGGUCGACGGUCGAACGCAUGAAGAAAUCCAUGCAGACCCGGAGCCUAUCGCUCUCCAUCGCAUCGAAGACAUCGUGGACCACUACGCGGCAUACAUUCGGAAGCUACCGGAGCCUCCCAUCAUCAUAGGGCACUCGUUCGGUGGUCUCUUUGCUCAGAUCCUUUUGUCGCGCGGAAUAGGAGCUCUGGGCAUAGCUGUGUGUCCUGCACAACCUGCGGGUAUCAUUUACGUCGCACCGACUACGAUUAGAGCCGCGUUUCCCAUCUUCACCCACCCCCUGCAUUCCGACGCCACCGUCCCGAUGUCCGAAAGCCACUUCCGCUACUGCUUCGGCAACCUCCUGUCGUCCGAGGAGAGCAAGAAGCAAUGGAACCGGUACUGCAUACCGGCGGAUUCCAGGGUACUCUGGCAGUUGGCGACAAACGUCACAGCGGGACGGGCAGCGCCGAACUUUGUCCACUUCGACAAGCCUGACCGGGCACCCAUGCUGCUCAUCAGCGCCUCGAAAGACCACAUCGUCACGGCCAGGACAGUCAAGUUGGAGUACAAAGCUUACAGAGGUCCUGCGAUCGUGGAGUACAAGAAUUUCGAAGGUUAUAGCCACGGACUAAUUUUUCAGGAGGGCUGGGAGGCCGUUGCAAAUUACGCUCUCGAAUUCAUUGAAAGUCACAGCUAGCGCCUGGGUUAUGGCACGAACACCAAACGCUGCGGACCAGCCUACGCCUUGCUUUUUUGAUUUUUUUUGUGAUUUCGAGGCCCUCUUGCGAUCAUGGGUCUCUCUUCCAUUUUAAAGAAACGUUGAUUUCAUCUCCGAACUAGUAAGUAUAAUUAUUAAUAGAUGUCGGCGGAACACAGAAGGUCUAGAUUGGCAUAUUAUAGAUUCUCACAUCAGCGGGAAAGAGUCCCAGGCUAUCUUUUAACUUUAAUAUAAAACUAUCAAGUCACG
Molecule: messenger RNA, 1111 nt
Organism: Colletotrichum navitas
Lineage: Eukaryota; Fungi; Ascomycota; Sordariomycetes; Glomerellales; Glomerellaceae
Product: arylesterase
Exons: 1
Coding region: 41-841 (266 amino acids)
Source: RefSeq, a predicted model, not a curated record